This is a messenger RNA of Parnassius mnemosyne (clouded apollo), 2352 nucleotides long. The record is from the annotation of a GenBank genome assembly. NCBI's taxonomy places the organism in Eukaryota, Metazoa, Arthropoda, Insecta, Lepidoptera, Papilionidae.
CUGUCUCCUGAAAAACAAAAGGCGUUAAUUAAUGAAGUUGACAAGAUGCUGCGAUGGAACGUCAUUGAACAAUGCGAAAGUCCUUGGUUAUCUCCAGUUCUCAUCACUCCGAAGAAGAAUGGUGAAUGGCGUUUCUGCGUAGACAGCAGGAAGCUUAACUCAGUUACACGUCGUGAUGCCUAUAGUCUGCCACUAAUAAGCGAAAUUUUGGACAACUUGAGGAAUGCCAAAUACUUAUCAAGCAUCGACAUUGCGAAAGCAUUUUGGGAGAUUCCCUUAAAUCCUGCCGAUAAGGAUAAAACUGCAUUUUAUGUACCUGGAAGAGGUAUGUUUAGAUUUAAGGUAAUGCCUUUUGGUCUUUCUAACUCACCUGCAACUCUACAAAGAUUAAUGGAUAUGCUUUUUACCCCUGAAUUUGAGAACAAGGUAUUUUGCUAUCUAGACGACAUCGUUAUCAUUAGCGAGACUUUUGAUGAACACAUAUCACUCCUCAUGAAAGUUCAUGAAAAACUUUCAUAUGCUAAUCUGACUAUUAACUUUGAGAAGAGUCAAUUCUUCAGGAAAGAACUGAAAUACCUUGGUUUUCUAGUGGACGAGUACGGUCUACGUGCUGAUCCAGAUAAAAUAAAAGCUAUAUUAGAAUAUCCUGUACCUACUUGUAGAAAAGAAGUGCGAAGAUUCAUAGGCACCUGCAGCUGGUUCAGAAGAUUCAUUCCAAACUUUAGCACUAUUGCCUCUCCACUCAAUCAACUAACCUGUUCAUGGAAGAACGCUCCUAAAUUUCUUUGGAAUUCUCAAGCUGCAGCUGCUUUCCAGAAACUUAAAGAAGCUUUGGUAACUGCUCCUGUCCUUGCUUGUCCUAACUUCGAACUACCCUUCUCUGUACAUUGUGAUGCAUCAAACUAUGGUAUAGGAGCAAUGCUUACUCAACAUCAAGAUGACAAAGAAGUCGUGAUUGCUUACAUGAGUAAAGCACUAAACAAAAAUCAACAGAACUACUCAACUACUGAAAGAGAAACAUUGGCUGUAAUAACUGCGUUAGAACAUUGGCGAUGUUACCUAGACAAUGGUAAAGAAUUUACAAUAUAUACUGACCAUGCUGCACUUAAAUGGUUUCAGAACUUAUCGAAUCCAUCAGGAAGACUUGCUCGCUGGACUUUACGCUUAUCUUGCUUUAACUUUGUCCUGAAACAUAAAAAGGAAAGGAUAACGGAUAACAAACUUUACCGCUGCAUCCAUUCUCCCGAUCGUCUAAACGAUGACUUUAUUUGGAAAGAAGUUCCACUACCUCAAGAUAGACAUGCAAUUAUUGAAGUUAACCAUGGUUCCCCUUCAGAACUCCAUCUUGGUAUCUUCAAGACAUUCAAGAAAAUAUCUUUAAAAUACUAUUGGCCUGGUAUGUUUAAGGAUAUUGCCAAUUUAAUCUCAACUUGUGAAACCUGCUUAACCUACAAACACCCUAAUCAUUCUCCCUAUGGUCUUAUGGGUAAACCUAAACUUUGCUCCAGACCUUUUCAAACUAUAUCCUUAGAUCUUAUGGGUCCAUUACCUAUGACUCGAAGACGAAAUCAGUAUAUUCUAGUAAUUACCUGCAAUUUUACUAAAUUUACUAUGAUUUUUCCCCUUAAACGUGCUACUUCAGCUAAUAUUAUUAAUGUUUUGGAAAAUUCAGUUUUUCUAGUUCAUGGCAUUCCCCAAACUAUUAUAAUGGACAAUGCUGUUCAAUUUCAGUCGCGAGAAUUCCACUCAUUCUUAAAUUCUUAUAACGUUCCUUUUAUUUUUCACACAGCUUUAUAUUGUCCUCAGGUUAAUCCUACGGAGAAGUUUAAUAGUACAAUUAUUACAGCUCUAGCAUCUCUAGUAGGAGACGAUCAUAGAUCAUGGGACAACCAUCUUACUAAGAUUCAGUACGUAAUGAACAGCGCUACAAAUGUAGCUACUAGCUUUACUCCAAACUUUUUAGUCUUUGGUAGGGAAACAAUACCUUGUGGUUCCUUCUAUACUCCAACUCAGAACCUCGAGGAAUUAAUAUUUAUGCCUCGUGAUAUUUACGCGUCUGAUGCUGGUCUCCUCUCAUCUAUCUUUCACAAAGUUCAAACUAAACUUCACAUAGCGCACGCUAAAAAUAGCGCUCGCUAUGAUCUUCGCCGGGUUUUUAAAGAAUUUAAUGUGGGAGAUACUGUUUGGCGUAAAAAUCAUGUUUUAAGCAAUGCCGGCGCAUACUUUAAUGCUAAACUUGCCCCUAAGUUCAUCAAGUGCAAAGUGAUAGCUAAACUGUCACCACUAGUCUAUGUACUUGAAGACCCUAAUGGAGUUAGAGGCAAGUGGCACAUCAAAGAUGUAAAAUCAUAA